This is a messenger RNA of Pomacea canaliculata, 10941 nucleotides long. Its product is annotated as fibrillin-2-like. The record is from RefSeq and is a predicted model, not a curated record. Gene Ontology annotation, molecular function: calcium ion binding. NCBI's taxonomy places the organism in Eukaryota, Metazoa, Mollusca, Gastropoda, Architaenioglossa, Ampullariidae.
AAUAUUAGAUACCAACUCUCGGUAAGUCCUUUUAGCAGGGGCAGGGAGGGAAAGAAUGCAGACAUACCUGACUGUCUACUCCUACCCUAUCCCCUCACAGAGGCCAAGUAAGAUUGUCCAUCGUGUGCAGUUGUGUAGCGAGGGGCCGGGUGUCGCUACCGUUAGCUUGCGCGGCGCCGCGCGUUGUCAGUGGUGUCAGCAUGUCUACGCAGCGUUAGACGAGAGACUACAGGCGGUCUGCGUAUAUACCCCGUCGGGCCCAGAAGCGGUGUAGGGACGCAAGCCACACUCUCUUUCGUCUGCUUCGUGAGCAGCAGACGACAAACUCCUACCGCCCCAGUGAGCCGCGGAGCCAGCGAGCUGCCCCGGCCGAAGAGUGUGGAAGGAGAUUGAGAAGCGGACUUGUGCGGCGGCUGAGACUCGGUGGCGACUCGAGUCGCCUCCUACAUCUGCUUUUGCUGUGGUACCAGACCCUCCAGUCAGCGGAUGAGGCUGCAGCAUGCACCACAGCCACGCAGUCCUGCACAUCUGGACGUAGACUCAAACAUUUUAACGUGAAGCUCGCCCGCCGUGGAUGAUGGUGGGACACAACGUUAGCUGAGCGGAACUCAGGCGUUUGAACUCGAACUUAUUCAUGGUUGUGUCAACCGCUCGUGCCCUCCAAAGUAUUAGUUUUCCAGCGGUUCCCGUGAGCUACGUUCAUUCGUGCAACCAGGACGGGGACGUAGAUGAGAAGAGACACGACAACCUGUUGCAGGAGCAGCCCUCUGCCGUGAGAACCUGAUCUACAAAGGGGAGAAAAGCGUUGUACCAGGUAGGACUUGCGACAUAUCGCGAACAUGAAGAUACAAGGUAGCGCAGUCUGGAAGAUGGCAAAUGUUGCUGUGCUAACGAUUCUGGUGGUGUUGGUGAUGCUGCUGACCACGGUGGAAGCGGAGAGUCCACGUCGCGAAUUGCGCUCGCGUCAGCAGAACGACGAGGCCCGAACUGAGCAGCCGCGAGGACCAAAUGUUUGUGGGAUCGGACCAAGAUCUCGAAGAAAGUGCUGCACAGGGUGGAGUCAGCCCUCCGGCAGCCAGUUGUGCAUUAUCCCAAUUUGUGUGGCUGGAUGUGGCACUGGUGGACGGUGCAUGCGGCCUAGCAUGUGUCUGUGUUCUAACAAACAGAUCUCGCCAACCUGCACCGACAGCCACGACUGUGGCUCUGGCUGUCAGAAUGGGGGCAGGUGUGUGAGUCAGGAUACGUGCAGGUGUCCCUAUGGCUUCACCGGCAAAAGCUGUGAACAUGACUUCAGAACAGGCCCUUGCUUCACGCAGGUUUCCAACAACAUGUGCCGUGGACAGCUGACUGGAGUUGUCUGCACCAAAACACUGUGCUGUUCUACAAUUGGAGCUGCUUGGGGUCGUCCUUGUGAGCAGUGUCCAGCAGAGACACAUCCUUGUCGUCGUGGGUACAUCAUCAACCCUCAGACCAACACCUGCCAAGAUGUCAAUGAAUGCCAAGCCAUUCCUGGCCUGUGUGUUGGUGGAGAGUGUGUCAACACCCUGGGCUCUUACAGGUGUGAUUGUAAGGCUGGCCAAACACAAAACCCCAUCACUAAGAUCUGUGAAGACGUCAAUGAGUGUGAAACCAUACGGGAUGUCUGUCGCAAUGGGCAGUGCACAAACACUGAGGGCAGCUACUUCUGCACCUGCAACCCUGGUUAUGAGGCUACUCCUGACAGAACAGCAUGCACAUCUGCCCAGCUUGGCUACUGCUAUACACGAAUCGUGGAUAUGAACUGCCAAGACCGCAUAACAGAGAAGCUUACUCUGCGGGACUGUUGUUGUACUGUGAAUAUGGGAAAGGGUUGGACCCCAAAUCAACAAACAUGUCAGCCUUGUCCAACACCUGGUUCAGAUGGCCAUAACCUCUUGUGCAAGAGUAGCGAGCCAAUUACAAAGGAUUAUUGUAAGCUAUUCAACCAGGAUUGUGAGAAUGGCCGGUGUGUGAACACAGAACACCACUUCUACUGCCAAUGCCAUCCUGGCUUUCGCAAUAACACAGCUGGCAUGUGUGUGGACAUUGAUGAAUGCGGCCAGCGAGGAGUUUGCAGAAAUGGUCGAUGCAUCAACACAAAGGGCAGCUACAGAUGUGAAUGCAAUGAAGGUUUUGUGUUAUCAAAAGAUGGCAGUUACUGCACAGACAUGAAUGAAUGUGAGACUGAAAGGAUGUGCCCCAAUGGCCGCUGCUUCAAUAUGGAUGGCUCUUAUAAAUGUGUGUGUAAUCCAGGGUACAGGCAGUCACCUAACCAACAGAUAUGUUAUGAUGUCAACGAGUGCACAGAGAAUGGCAGAUUGUGUGUUAAUGGAGAGUGUGUCAAUAUUGAUGGCAGUUACCGCUGUGAGUGCAACCCUGGCUUCCAGUUGUCUCCAGAUGGUGCCUUCUGUUUAGACUAUGAUGAGUGUCGCACCACAGGCAUGUGUACAAAUGGACGAUGUCAGAAUAUGAUGGGCAGCUACAAGUGUAUCUGUGACCCAGGUUUUAUGCUGUCAAUUUCUGCAGGUGGACAAGCUUGUAUAGAUAUCAAUGAGUGCCAGGUAACUCCAGGAAUCUGUGUCAAUGGAAUGUGCAUCAAUAAUCAGGGCAGUUUCCGUUGUGAUUGUCCACAAGGCUUCUCUCUAGGCCCUGAUGGUAGGACAUGUUUAGACAAACGACGAGGCCUGUGCUAUCCAGAUGUGCAAAACGGUCGUUGCUUGAACCCUCUAGCAAUGCUAGUCUCCAAGUCUGCAUGUUGCUGCAGCCUGUCAGCUCAGGGCUCCAGGUAUGCAUGGGGUCAAGCAUGUGAGAUCUGUCCUGAGAUGACAGACUCCACUUUCCCAACGCUCUGCCCCCAUGGCAAAGGCACAGAUCAUGAUGGGAAAGACAUCAAUGAGUGCAUGCUUAGGCCUGACAUCUGUGAAAACGGUGUGUGUGAGAACGUCCUCACAGGCUACCGCUGUGUGUGUAAUCCAGGUUUCAAGGCAGACAGCACAGGACGUCAGUGUAUAGAUAUUGAUGAAUGUGAGUUAAACCCCAGACUCUGUGAUGGUGGCCGGUGUCGCAACACACCUGGCAGUUAUCAAUGUGUUUGCCCUGCUGGCUACAGGUUCAACACAGCUUCCAGAAUGUGUGAAGAUAUUGACGAGUGUGCUGAGCGACCCUGUGUUGGAGGUACAUGUGUCAACAUUGCUGGCAGUUUUCGGUGUGAUUGUCCACCCAACACCAUCAAAGAUGCUAGUGGAAGGGUCUGCAUUGACAAUAGGAAGGGUCUCUGCUGGCUCAGUAUAACCAAUGGCCAGUGUGAGAACAGCAUUGCAGCAUCAGUGACACAGUCAGAAUGCUGCGGGUCCAUUGGCAAAGCUUGGGGAAGUCCUUGUGUGCCUUGUCCUACAGAUGUUGAAAGACACUGCCCUCCUGGGUUUUCUUUUAAAAAUGGCAUCACCUGUGUUGACAUUAAUGAAUGUGAGAUGUUUCCCAACAUUUGUCGUGGGGGAGGUCAGUGUGUCAACACUGAAGGCUCAUUCCGGUGCACCUGCCCUAAUGGCUUAACACUGGAUCGUUCAGGACGUAGAUGCGUUGACUUGCGUAAGAACGUGUGUUUCCAGGAGUAUAGCAGUAUGCUCUGCUCCAGACCCCUGAUGGGUGAAUACACACGUGCUGACUGUUGCUGUGCCAUUGGCAAAGGUUUUGGUGACCCUUGCCAUGCUUGCCCAUUAAAAGGUUCAGAUGAUUACAAAGAUCUUUGUGAUGAAGACAUUAUAAAUGGAAUUACAAAUGGUGUAAGCCCUGAACAGGCAAAAGACGUGAAUGAAUGCAUGAUGUUCCGUGGUUUAUGUGCCAAUGGCCGAUGUCGCAACACAAUUGGCAGUUUUGAAUGUGACUGCAACCCUGGGUAUGCUGUUGACAACCUUGGCACUAACUGCACAGACAUCGAUGAAUGCCACAUCUCCAUGACGGAUAUCUGUGGUAAUGGUCGGUGUGUCAACACUCCUGGUGGUUUCCACUGUGAGUGUGAUGCUGGCUAUGUGGGUGUUAUGAUGAACCAGAUGUGUGUUGAUGUGGAUGAGUGUAAGGAACAGAAAUCACUCUGUCUGGGUGGGAACUGUGUGAACAGUGCAGGCAGUUAUGAGUGCCAGUGUCCAGAUGGCCAUGAGCUAGCACCAGAUAGUCGAUCCUGCAAAGACAUAGACGAAUGCUCCUCAAUUAGCAGUAUUUGCUCCAAUGGACACUGUGAGAACUUCAUGGGUGGUUAUCAGUGCAUCUGUAACCCUGGCUACAUGCCCAAUGAUCUGAAGUCCACUUGCAUAGACAACAAUGAGUGCCAUGAUAACAAUGGAGGCUGCCAGUCUGUUUGCAUCAACACUCCAGGUAGUUUCAGCUGUGGCUGUGAAAGUGGCUUCCUCUUGCUAACAGAUGGGCGCUCCUGUGUUGAUGUGGAUGAGUGCAAAGAGCAGGCAGAAAUCUGUGAUGGAGGACGCUGUGACAAUUUGCCUGGGUCUUAUCGCUGUAUUUGUUCAGGGGGUCUCACACCAUCUCCAGAUCAAAGAAGGUGUCUAGAUGUUGAUGAAUGUCUACUCAACAAAAAUCUUUGUCUCAAUGGAGUUUGUCAAAACAGCCAUGGGUCUUUUGCUUGCAAAUGUGACAUUGGCUUCAGCAUAAAGACAGAUAUUGGUGCAACUGGGUGCACAGAUGACAAUGAGUGUGAAGCAGGUGAGGCCACCUGUAAUGAGAAUGCCCUCUGCAUCAACACACUAGGCUCAUACAAAUGUGACUGCAAAACUGGCUACACUGGUGAUGGCUUCACCUGUCGAGAUGUGAAUGAGUGUGUCAGAGACAAUGGAGGCUGUGCCCGUGAUGCUGGGUGUGUCAACUUUGCCGGAAGUUUCCGCUGUAUCUGUGAUGAUGGAUUCAGUGGGGAUGGCUAUGAGUGUAGAGAUGUUGAUGAAUGUAGCCUGGAGCAUGGCAUCUGUGAAAAUGGCAAUUGUUUCAACUUUCCUGGUGGUUAUCGCUGUGAAUGUGAUAUGGGAUUUGCUCCUACAGAGGAUGAAAGGGCAUGUGUUGAUAUCAAUGAAUGUGACAUGUUCCCCAACCUGUGUGUGAACGGACGAUGCGAAAAUGUCUUUGGCAUGUUUCGCUGUGCGUGUAACCAGGGCUACAAGCUGGAUGCAACAGGAGGAAACUGUACAGACAUUGAUGAGUGCCAGAAUUCUGACAACUGCCAAUACGGUACAUGCAUCAACCAGCAGGGAAGCUACCUUUGUCAGUGCCCACCCAAUUUUGAGAGCAAUCCCACGGGGACUGGUUGUGUAGAUAGGCGUAUGGGAAGGUGCUACAUGGAUGUCCCGCUGUAUGAGUCAGGUCGGCUGGGUGUUUGUGAUGAUGAAAUAGCCAGGGAUGUUUCCCGAGCCACCUGUUGCUGCACUGUAGGGCUUGGAUGGGGUGAAGUGCCAGGUUUUUGUGAGCCUUGCCCAAAGAAUGGGACAGCUGAGCGCAGUAAUCUUUGUCCUGGAGGCCCAGGAUUCCGUCCGAACCUUGUGACGCUGGUACUAGAAGACAUUAACGAGUGUGCAGAAGUGGCCGGUAUGUGUGAAGGAGGCGAGUGUCAGAAUACAUUUGGGUCUUAUGUGUGCCGCUGUCCCCCUGGUUAUGAACUAGACGACACAAAUCAUCGCUGUAUUGAUAUUGACGAGUGUCGGGUUGACCCAUUCCGCUGUGGCAUUGGCACCUGCAUCAACAAGGAUGGCAAUUUCAGUUGUCUUUGUCCUGAUGGACAUAUUAUGAUGCCAGAUGGUGUAACUUGCAUGGACAUGCGAAAGAGCCGCUGUUAUCGGAGCUUCACCAACACCAGCUUGCCACCAUACCAUCUGAUCUGUGAGCCUGAAGAUGCUGUCAUCAUGGAUGUCUCUCACUUCCACUGCUGCUGUCUUUUUGGUGUUGCAUGGGGAUUGGGCUGUGACCCUUGUCCUGUCCGUGGAUCACGUGCCUUUAGGGAGCUUUGUGAAGAAGGUCCUGUUACUGUGUAUGAUGUUAAUGAGUGUGAUGUCAAUCAAGACCUGUGUCGGAAUGGCCAGUGCAUUGACACUCCAGGGAGUUUCCGAUGUCGGUGCUUCACAGGUUUUGUGUACAAUGCCAUCACUCAGUCUUGUGAUGAUGAGGAUGAGUGUCAGCGGCUUCCAAGCCCCUGUAUUGGGAAUGCUCAGUGUCUCAACAUGCCUGGCAGCUUUACCUGUGACUGUCCUGAUGGCUACAGAAUCCGCCCUGAUGGCAGGCGCUGUGAAGAUGUAAAUGAGUGUAGUGAAAGAUCUGACAUCUGCCUGCAUGGCGAAUGUAGGAACCUUCAGGGAAGCUUCAGCUGUAUUUGUCGUCCAGGCUAUCACCUCUCUCCAGACAGGACAAUGUGCAUUGAUAUGGAUGAGUGUAUUAUGCGGCCUGGGCUGUGCAGGAAUGGCAGCUGUGACAACAUGGAUGGUGCUUACCGCUGUCACUGUAAUCCUGGUUUCAAACUUACAGACACAGGAGAGUGCAUGGACAUUGAUGAGUGCAGGACAGUCGUUGGUGUUUGUGAAAAUGGCCGUUGUAUCAACACCCAGGGUAGCUUUACAUGUCAGUGCCAGCGUGGCUACACUCUGUCAGCUACAAACAACUGUAUUGAUGUUGAUGAGUGCUUUGAAACUCCAGACAUCUGCAAGCGUGGUAUGUGUCAGAAUGUUGAAGGAUCAUAUUUAUGUCAGUGUAGAAAUGGCUAUCGUCUGUCUCGCCACCAAGAUGAGUGUGUUGAUAUCAAUGAGUGUUUGGAAGUUGAGGGUGUCUGCUUUAAUGGGCGAUGUGAGAACACUGAAGGAGGCCACAUCUGUACCUGUCCAUCUGGAUUCAUGCUUACAUCUGAUGGAAAAGCUUGUCUUGAUAUGAGACAUGGGGUGUGCUUCCGUCAGUAUGAAUCUGGCCGGUGCUUAGACCCUUUUCCAGGAAACCUGACUCGAGCUGAGUGCUGCUGCACCAGUGGGUUGGGGUUUGUGGUGGGACGUGAGUGUCGUCCUUGUCCAAAACCAGGAGAUGCUGGCUUCCCAUACCUGUGCCCUGAGGGCUUUGGCUAUGUUGUGGUCAUGCCUGGUGGAGUUGUGGGAGAUGUAAAUGAGUGCGUCAUACAUCCUGGCAUCUGCAAAAAUGGAAUCUGUGUCAACACAGACGGCUCCUUCAGAUGUGAGUGUGCACCUGGUUAUCACCUGGAUGCUAGUGGCACAAACUGUGUGGAUUCUGAUGAGUGCCAUGACCUUGGGGUCUGUGGAAAUGGCACGUGUGCUAACACAGAAGGCUCUUUUGAAUGCUACUGCAGCCCUGGAUUUGAGCCUGGCUUAGAGAAGACUUGUCAAGAUGUUGAUGAAUGUGAGACUGGGGCUAACCAGUGUGCAUUCCGCUGCUUCAACAUGCUUGGCACAUUCCGAUGUAUCUGCCCAAUGGGCUACAAGAUUGCAGAGGACCAAAUGCACUGCGAAGAUGUUGAUGAAUGUGCCACUCCAGCCAACUUGUGCAAAUAUGCUUGCAAGAACACCGUGGGAUCUUUUCUGUGUGUUUGCCCUGAAGGCUAUGUUCAGCGUGGAGCAGAUGAGUGUAUUGAUGUUGAUGAGUGCCGAACACUGCCAGGAGUCUGUCGUAAUGGGCGUUGUUACAAUACACAGGGUGGGUAUCGAUGUGAUUGUAAUCCUGGCUAUCAAGUUACCAGUGAUGGAAAGGCAUGCACUGACCGACGUAUGGACUACUGCUUUUUGGAACUGACUAGUGGGAGAUGUGUGCAGUCUCCCAAUCUGGCUCUUCUGACCAAAGCUGAUUGCUGUUGUUCAUUAGCAGCAGCCUGGGGUAGAUCAUGUGAACGUUGCCCACCAUUGUCUUCCUCUGCUUUUAAUUUGCUUUGCCCUAUGGGACCAGGACUUACCCCUGAAGGACAAGACAUCGAUGAAUGUUCUAGCAUGCCAGGUGCCUGUGAGAAUGGCCGAUGUCUCAAUACUAUGGGAUCCUAUCGUUGCGUCUGCAACAAAGGAUACAAAACUGAUCAGUCUGGGAAGAGAUGCAUUGACGCUGACGAGUGUGAGCAGACUCCAAAGGUAUGCGAAUUCACCUGUUCCAACACAGUUGGUAGUUAUGUAUGUGGAUGCCCACCUGGUUAUGUCCUUAACAUGGAUCAGCGCACUUGUAGGGAUCUGGAUGAGUGCACUACCAUGCGCCACAACUGUCCUCACACGUGCAUUAACACACCAGGUAGUUUUGAGUGUGGCUGCCAGGAAGGUUUCAAGAAGGGGCCAAGAGGUCACUGUCAAGAUAUUGAUGAGUGUGCGGAGACCUCUGACCUGUGUGGUCCAGUAGGCACUUGUCGCAACACUGCUGGUAGCUUUGAGUGCAUGUGUCCUCGAGGGUACAGGCGUGAUUCAACUGGUACUAAAUGCAUUGAUCUAGAUGAGUGUACUGAUGGCAAAUGUGAAGGAGAGUGUGAGAAUACUGUGGGCAGUUUUCACUGCCUUUGCUUGCCUGGUUUCUCUGAGCACUUUGGUACCUGCAUUGAUGAGAAUGAAUGUUCGGCUUCUAGUGGUGCAGUAUGUGGUUUGGCAUUAUGUAUCAACACACGAGGAAGCUACGACUGCCAGUGCGGUGGAGGACACAACUUUGAUCUGAAUUUAAUGUCUUGUGUUGACCAGAAUGCUUGUGGAGGCAAUCCUUGUCUGUUUGGAUGCUCACCAACAUCCAGUGGUCCUGGCUUUCAGUGUGGUUGCCCUCCUGGCUAUAUACCAGUGGGCCAGGGGCACUGCAUGGCCAGCAACCCGUCAAUAACUCAAUACCCACCAGGCAUUCAGCUGCCUCAUGAACCUGGACCAUCCAAUGGUCAGCUGCCCAGUGGAGAAGGUUGCUACCACUGUGAUCAUGACUUUGGAGAACUGCCUCUCACACGUCGUUCUAAGCGCAGUGUUAUUAAGAUAGAAGAUGGAGAAGAGGAUGGUAUUGAGGGAAUGCUUAAGGUCUUCACCAAACGCAGUACUGCAGAAGUUGGAAUGACAGUGGGAGAAAUUGUGCGAACCAGGCGUAGUGCAGAUCCCACCCAGCUUCAACGGCGACAUUAUAAACAACAUGCAAAUAGCACCAUGGCUAGAGAGAUGGGAAGACUGUAUAACCCCAGUAACAAUGGCACCUUCAUCUUGUAUGUCAAUCACAAACUGACUCGUCCAAAGACACGCAUCAUCAAAGUUAUCCCAUCACUUGCAGCCCUCAAGCACAAUGUCCAUUAUUCUAUUGUCAAGGGCAACGAUGAUGGUGUCUUCGCCCUACAUGACCACCAUGGCAUCAAUUCCCUGCAUUUUACACACAAACUUGCUGGCCCAGCUCAUUACACCCUAGACAUCCUUUGUCAGCCCACACUGGCAGAUGUGGAAAGUGGUGGUGAGGCGUUGCAUUUAGAGCCUUACACAAUACAACUGAUUGUCUGGGUGGAGUGACAGGAGACUAAAACUAGUUGACCUUUGCCUCUCUGUGUGCAUAGAGCUUUUGUGUUUGGAUAUAGUUUCCUAGAUGGUUUCCAUUAGUGGGAGUCUGCUGAAGACUUGUGUUAAACCCCUCAUCACAAAAUAGCGUUGCAAUGAUUCCGUACAUUUUGACAAGUCAUAUGAUGAUGAUGGUAAUUAUGAUGAUGGUUAUGCACUGCCAGAUUAUUUCCUUAUGAUAACCCUUUCAUUAUCAACAGUGUUUUGAUUUGCAUCUUCUAUUUAAAACACAUCAAAUGUUUUAAUAGCAUUUAUUUAUAAUGUGCCUUUGUAAUUCUCUUAACAUUUUGUUUAAAGUUUCUUUUAACUCCAGAUAUCUUUGAAUAAUCUACACCCUAUGAAAUCAGACUGUUGCACCAUCAUGAAGAUAAUUGUCUUGGUCAUGAGUCCAUUUUUUUUCUUAUCUGUUAUCUUGUGAAGAACGAGCUAGGCCACCAUGUUGCUUCUAGCCUUAUGUUCACAUUUUCUCCCACGUCAAUAAAAGUGCAGUUUGGUUCAUCUGAGGCACUCUUCCAUUUUUUCAUCUAUCAGAGUUUACUUGCUCAGUAUAAAUACUCACCAGGCUGGUCACUGCUGUAAUUUGACUCAGGUAUGGCCACUAGUACCAUCUGUACAUUACAUAUUAAAAUACAGCACUUAGGUAACUGUCUUUCUGUGGAGAAACAUGGGUGGAGGUGAACACAUACUUGAAUACAGCAUGUAAGUAAUCUGCAUUAACUGUGUCUUGCUGUUAAAGGACUUGGAUGAUGUUAAACACCUGUAAGAGUAAAUUUUGUGAACUAAACAGCUGUAAAAUUUUCAAUGUGAGAAGACUCAACUGAGCAAUAUCAAGAAAAAGUUUGAUUUUCAGGAGGAAAGAAUCUUGAUUGCACUGCUUGCUUUGCUUGCAGCAUUUAAGACAGUGAAACGUUCAGUCGUUGGAGCAGUUUUAUGUAGCUUCAAUUGACCUAGUUACAUGUCUUUCAUCCUGUUAUACUGUAUUUUACUCUGCAGAUGCUUUCUUAUUUUGUAUGACAUAUUUCAGAAUGAGAAGAACUCUACAUCUAAUGUUUGAAUUAUUUUUAUUGAAUCUUUUGAGGGGGUGGUCUUUAAGCAUAAGAAUUUAAGAAUAAUUUUAAAAAUGUUGUCCUCAGAUGAAACUGCAACCAUAUGCAAGCAUGCUGAACUCAAAAAAAGUAAACAAGUUUAUCUGAUAUCUGAAUACAUGUAUGCAAAUGAUAAUAGAGGCCUGCAGUCUAUUGCAUAGAUUCAUCUUAAUGGUUCUGCUGUAUGAAUGUAGAUAACUGAGUGCUGAGAAGGGUAUAUGCUGAUAGAUGUGACUUUGUAAGCAUAAUUAUUUAGCAUCAUUGUGUACUUAAAUGGUAUUAUGAAUGAGUAAUACAUUUUUCAGACAAUU